CAUGGACACAAUUCCAAGUUUCCAACUACCAAACAAACCUGGAAUGGAAACUGGAAAGUGCAAGAGAGAGAAAAUGUGGUUAGCUUCACGGGAAAAUAACUUAGUACUUGCUAGAAGGAACAAGCAUUUAUUCCUCUGGGGACCAAUCCUGUCUAAUUCAAGGAAAUCAUUUCACUCACUCUAAUGGCCAUACAAAUUUCCUGGUUUUUGAAAGACCAGCAAAUGCAUCUAUAAUCGUCAUUCAUGGCAGUUUCUCCACCUCAGAACUCUUCAACUACCUGAAACUCCUUGUCUUUUUUCUUCUGCUUCUUCUUUGUUUCCUUGUCCUUUCCCUCUGCAAGUAACCACAACAGUAUAGCAUACACAACACCUUGUCUCCGGCAAAUAGUUUCUUUUGAUUCAGAAAUGGCAGCAAACUCCAAUACCCAGUUGCUGGAAGAGCUUGAGUCACUUAGCCAAUCCCUCUUCCAAACUCAUAUAUCUACCACCAAACGUAGAACUGCCUCCUUUGCAGCUCCAAGAACUUCAGUUCCAUUCAUAUCUGCUGUAGAUGAGAUCAAAACAGCAAAAAAUGAAGAGAAAUCGAAUGCUAGAUCGCGUUCCAGGCGCAUGUCCUUGUCUCCAUGGCGUUCAAAGCCAAACCUUGAUGAUGAGGAUGAGCUGAAGGACCAAGGAAAGGUAGCGAGUCAGCCACAAAUCAAGGGUGUUGAGGAAACUACUAUAGAAAAGAAGGGGAUUUGGAACUGGAAACCAAUACGAGCUCUUUCACAUAUUGGGAUGCAGAAACUCAGUUGUUUGUUUUCAGUUGAAGUAGUGACAGUGCAAGGCCUUCCAUCAUCCAUGAAUGGGCUGCGUCUUUCUGUCCGUGUUAGGAAGAAGGAAACCAAGGAAGGCGCUGUUAACACAAUGCCAUCGAGGGUUUCACAGGGAGCCGCUGAUUUCGAAGAGACCUUGUUUGUAAAGUGUCAUGUGUACUGCACUCCUCCUGGCAAUGGAAAUCAAAUGAAAUUUGAAUCGAGACCAUUUUGGAUUUAUGUCUUUGCAGUUGAUGCAGAAGAGCUUGAUUUCGGACGAAGUUCUGUCGACUUGAGUCACCUGAUUCAGGAAUCAAUACAGAAAAGCUUUGACAAUUCUCGUAUUCGACAAUGGGACAUGAGUUUCGAUCUAUCAGGAAAGGCAAAAGAAGGAGAACUUGUCCUCAAAUUGGGAUUUCAGAUUAUGGGAAAAGAUGGAGGUACUGGUAUUUAUACUCAGGCAGAGGGAUUGAAGUCGAAUAAGUCAAAAUAUUCAUCAACUUCUUUCGGCCGUAAGCAGUCAAAAACAUCCUUUAGCAUCCCUAGUCCAAGGAUGACAAACAGAAGUGAAGCAUGGACUCCUUCAAUGACAAAAGCUGCCGCAGAUCUUCAGGGAAUGGAUGUCUUGAAUCUAGACGAGCCAGUUCCGGUUCCUGCGCCUGCCCCGCCAGUGAAAAAGUCAGAAAAAGUAGAACCAAAGAUGGAAGAUGAUAUCCCAGACUUUGAAGUUGUGGAUAAAGGAAUUGAGAUUCAAGAGAACGAAGAGACUGGUGAAGAUUCAUCUGAAGCAAACACUGAUGUAAAGUCAGCAUCAAGUGAGGUAGUUAAGGAGAUUGUGCAUGAUCACUUACAUCUGGUCAGAUUAACAGAGCUUGACUCAAUUGCUCAGCAGAUAAAAGCUCUUGAAUCAAUGAUGGGGGAGGAAAGAACAGCAAAGAUGGAAGAUGAAACUGGAUCACAAAGACUGGAUGAAGAGGAAGAAACAGUGACAAAGGGAUUUCUUCAAAUGCUUGAGGAAGAAGAUGCUUUUGGAUUCAAGCUCAAUGAUCCUGAAAUUACCCUCCUGCAGCUUGACGGAGCUGAUAAUUCAACAGAAGCUGAAUCAAAAGUGCAUCUUCCGCAAACGAGGGAUGGGGGCUAUUUGGCUGCCAUGAAUCCUACGGAUACUUUAGUUGAAAGGAAAGACACUCCAAGGCUAGCAAUGCAGAUGUCCAAACCUAUGGUUAUCCAAUCACAUAAUUCCGCAAAUGGGUUUGAACUAUUUCAAAAUUUGGCAGCCAUUGGACCUGAAGAGUUCAGCUCCCAAAUUUUCUCAUUGAUGCCAAUGGAUGAGCUGAUAGGUAAGACCGCAGAACAGAUAGCUUUUGAAGGCAUUGCAUCUGCCAUCAUCCAGGGAAGAAACAAAGAAGGUGCUAGUUCUAGCGCAGCACGUAUCAUUGCUGCGGUUAAAAACAUGGCAACUGCAAUGAGUACUGGCAGGAGCGAGAGAAUCUCAACAGGAAUUUGGAAUGUGAAAGAAAAUCCACUUAGAGCGGAGGAAAUUUUGGCAUUCUCAUUGCAGAAGAUUGAGGCAAUGGCAGUGGAAGCCUUGAAAGUUCAGGCAGAUAUGUCAGAGGAAGAUGCUCCCUUUGAUGUUUCUCUGCUCAGCGAAAAAGGUCAUGAUCGACCCCUGGAUUCUGCUGUUCCACUUGAGGAUUGGAUCAAAAGAUACAGCUUGAUUAAUCCCCAAGAAGAAGCAGGGGAACCAACAACAAUCUUCCUAGCAGUCGUUGUCCAGCUACGGGAUCCAUUAAGACGAUAUGAGGCAGUUGGAGGCCCAGCGGUGGCGCUUAUUCAUGCUAGAUAUGCCAACACAAAAUUGGACAAGUAUGAUGAGGAAAAGAGAUUCAAAGUGACAAGUUCCCAUAUUGGAGGGUUGAAGGUAAGUACGGGAGGAAAGAAAAAUCUUUGGGACAGUGAGAGACAGAGGCUCACCGCCAUGCAGUGGCUUGUUGAAUAUGGGUUAGGAAAGGCAGGAAAAAAGCGAAAACCUGUGUUAUCAAGAGGGCAAGAUUUGCUAUGGAGCAUAUCCUCGCGAGUAAUGGCUGACAUGUGGCUUAAAGCAAUGAGAAAUCCAGAUGUACGGUUUGCAAACUGAAAUGAGACUUUCCAUUCGGCUCUUAAAACCUGGAGUAACAUUCUGAUCUGCAUUCCGGCAAUGAAAGGUUAGAGCGAAACAAAUAUUGUUAUGUGCACACAUACUCUGUUGCCUUACAAUAGUAGGCUAGUAGCAAUAAUUUUUCCUAGGAAACCUUUACUAAACAAGGAUUUCAAUGUAUAUGAUCUGAUGCAGGUGCAAGUAGCUUUGCAAAAAUAUGUUUGUAAUGGAAAAACAUUCUCAGUUCAGUACUAGAAUUGAUCUACACUUUCCCAUAUUUAUAAUUUAACACAUGUCAAGUGUAAAAGAAGAAGAGAUAAUGCUAGAUCAUGGUCAGAUGCGGGCUUUUUAUUCAUUAUAUACAACCAUCAGUUUUAGGCAGGCGCGCACACACACAGAGACACAAGACGAGUUGGAGGUUUUCAAUAGUAAAUAAACAACACUUGUGCACAAGGCUCUCGCUGUGGCGGGUCAAGGAUAGACAAGAUGUACGUAUAUCACACCGCCACAUAAUAUGUGGAGAGUAUGUUUCCAUGAAUUAUACUUGUGACCUCUAGGUUGCACCCCCGCAACUCUGUCAUUAGGCCACAUGGUAGCCGUUCAAGAAAGUCAUGGCAAGUUCUCAUUCUCAUAGCCCCAAGAACCAACAGAACUAGCAGCAUCAAUAUGCUUUCUAUUAUCUUCUAGUUAACUGUUAAUCUCAUCCAACAUUCUAAAAAUGAACUUGAUUCGCGGGGGAUUAGUGUCAUAUGCAGGGAACACAUCCAGGAUUCUUGUGGAUUCAUCUUCAUUUCAUCAAUUUUCUCACACCGGCAACACCUUCAAAUUUACAAGACUCUGAGUAUAUAUUUAUCAGUAAAACAUAACUUCGAGAGCUUUCCAAUCCAACUCACGUAACUUCCUCAAAGAACAUUACAAUGGAUUCGACGAGCACCAAGCAAAGCUCCCCAAAUUGGAUUUCUCCAAUACCAUCACAAGCCUUCAUUGCACCAAGAGGGACGAAAACCUCUACAUUGUCCCCUAAUUUCCUAUUACGAAAAUAUCCAGACAUAAUUGCAUUUCGUGCAUACAGAAUCUCUCGUAUGCAUUUUAUCAAACAGUUCCUCUGCUACCCUCAU
Tripterygium wilfordii is the source of this 4049-nucleotide messenger RNA. RefSeq names its product protein PLASTID MOVEMENT IMPAIRED 1-like. NCBI's taxonomy places the organism in Eukaryota, Viridiplantae, Streptophyta, Magnoliopsida, Celastrales, Celastraceae. The record is from RefSeq and is a predicted model, not a curated record. Bases 406 to 2931 code for a protein of 841 amino acids. The transcript has a single exon.